CGACAAGGCCAGCUGUUAGCGUCAGACGCGGGGAAAAAAGAGUUUACGAAUUCUGCGAACCCUGCAAGCGUCGCUGCCUCGCUGGGGCUCUUGCAAGGCUUUUGGUGACGGGACCCAAAUAAUGCCUCUCCAGCCGCUGUGCAAGACUCAUACCUUGUGUAUGAAACGACACGACCUCAGAGAUAUUUCGACCCAAGAUCCAAGCAAUGGAUCCAAGAAACUUUCGUAGUUCCGGCUGCACACGAAACUACGAACCAAAACGUUCUAGUUCAUCUUAGCGCACGCGUGAAACACAGCUUUCGGGAACAUGGAAACAAACCCUCGCGCAGAUGCAAGAGCGCUUUCGACCGGUAGGCCGGAACGCGGCCCAGCAGAAACUGCAUGGAAAUGCACGCGGUUAUGGGGCCACUUCGAGCUCGCGCAGCGCGCAAAAUGGCCUUGCUUGCAUUGCUGCAUUCUGCCAGGACAUUAAGACAGUACGCGGUUCGUGGAAGGAAAAAGAAAUGGCAUCUUGAUGGCAUCAACCAGUCGGAAACCGAGAAAAGUCAGUCCUGUUGGUCAUGAUGCGCUGCCCACGAUGACCGCCCUUCAUAAGCCAGCCAUUUCCAUUUGAGUUCAUUUGUAAGACGUUGGCAGAGGGGCCUGCUGCCACUAUACAGUAUUUACUAGGCUCGAUAGAAGAAACAGUGUAGUCGCGCCUGGCCAUGGCGGACGUCAAAGCCCUCGACGCCGAGAAGGCGCACGAGAAAACUCUACAGCAUGCCGAGGACUCGCUGUGCAGCGCUAUCAAGGAUGUGGAUGAGGAUGUGCGCCCUCGCAACCCCAUCGUCCGGUUCUUCCAAUUCCUGGGGAGCUUCAUGAUUCCAGGCAUGGGCAUGUUCUGCGAGGCCUACUUCGUGUUCGCCGUCGGUAACCUGUCAGCGCUGUGGAAGGUCGAGUACAAGAACUGCUGGAAGGGCAUCGGCUGCCCCAUCAAGCUUUCGGACUCCAUCACCUACACGCAAGUGUGCGGCAUCAUCUUUGGCCAGCUGUUCCUGGGCUUCUUCGCUGACCGCAUCGGCCGCAAAUGGGGCAGUGUCACCACCGCUGCAACCAUGGUUGUUGGUGCCAUCCUGAUCAUCUCCUCUGCCGGACCCACCGAGCGCGCCCUUUGGGCCAUGUUCACGGCCGUCCAGUUUAUCUUCGGCAUCGGUGUGGGCGGCGAGUACCCGGUCGCCUCCACAUCCGCCAACGAGCGCGCCGAGAGCAGCGCCGCCCUGCAGAAGCGCCGCGGCGAGACCGUCGUGCUGGUGUUCUCCAUGCAGGGCUGGGGCAACGUGGUCAACACCGCCGUCAUCAUUGCCAUCAUGGCUGGCUACCACCAGUAUGGCGCUCCGUACAGCAACCACGCCCUGGAGGUGACGUGGCGUCUGUCGUACGCCAUCGGCCUCAUCCCCCUGAUUGGCAUUCUGCUGUACCGUAUUAUUCGCCUUCGCGAGUCGGCUGUGUGGACCAAGAAGCGCGAGGCCCUUCAGGCCAUGGGCGGUUCGGAGGCCAAGGGCGUGCAGUGGCGCAAGUUCGGUCUGCUGCUGUACUACUACUGGCACCGCAACUUCGGCACCGCCAUGAGCUGGUUCGUGUGGGACUUCGCCUUCUACGGUAACAAGCUGUUCCAGGGCACCUUCAUCAAGAUCAUCAACCCCAGCGCCUCGCUAAUCCAAGUCCUGGAGUGGACUCUGCUAAACAGCACUGUGGCUCUGGUUGGCUACUACUUUGCCGCUUUCACGGUGGACAAGCCGUGGAUGGGCCGCAUGCGCAUGCAGGUCAUGGGAUUCGCAUGGAUGUUUGUUCUGUUCCUCAUCUGCGCCGUGCACUACGAUCAGCUGCGCACUCCCAAGUACAUCCACACGUUCCAGUUCCUGUACUACUUCUCCAGUUUCUGGGGCCAGUUCGGCCCCAACGCCACCACCUGGCUGCUGCCCGCCGAGCUGGCGCCUACCGAGCUUCGCUCCAUGUGCCACGGCUUCUCGGCUGCCGUCGGCAAGGCCGGCGCGCUGGUUGCGGGUGUUGUGUUUGGCCUUGUGGACGGCCGCACCAAGUUCUGGAUCAGCGCUUUCUGCGGUCUGGCUGGCGUCAUCCUGACCCUGAUCACCAUCCCCGAUGUGACCGGCCUGGACCUGCGCGAGGGUGACAAGCGCUGGCUGGCCGUCCUCGACGGACACCACCACCUUUACCACGGCGAUGCCAUCAAGCCGCGCCACCUGUCGCUCUUUGAGCGCCUGCUGGGCUACGGAAAGAACUACCAGGCCAGCGACUCUGGCAGCGAGGACGGGUACAGUGCCAACACCACCAUCAAGGCCACUGACCUGCCGCCGCCGCCCGCGGUCCAGAAGUAGGGUUCAGAGAGGGCCGUCUCCACCGUGACCCACUAGGCGGGCAGCCCAUUGGAUAGAAUCCGGUGAUCAAGCAUGUAGUACGUGUGAUCUUGCAUUAUGAUUUGUGUUGAUUGCUUACAUUGAGCGGCUGCUGCUGCCUACACUCGGGUGAAGUGGUAGGCUGCACCAGACGCCGUAGGAGGCAUGUUGAGCAUCAUCAGUUUGUCAGCGGGCGUUUCAGGACUUCUCGUGUGGAUUCAAAAUUUGAUUGCUUGCGCAAGGGAGCCAUCUUGCCUAGGGUUAGUGCAAACGUGACUGGACUUCGCACAUGGUAACUAGUGGCGGGGGCUAGCUACAUGGGCUAGCUAUGAUUGGGGGAAAUGCCGAGGAAACUGCGUGCACCACACCAGCUGCUGACGAACCAUACAUGCAGCGUGGCGUGGCGACGAUGGAUAGCUGGUCUGCUGGUGGACUGUGCCUUAAUAUGCCGAAUGAUGGGCAGUCUAAACAGAGUUGCAAUGCACAGAUGUGGUGCAGCCGUGGAAAAAAGUUCCCGGGACGAGACAAGAGGGUCACCGUUUGGUACCGUAUGCUCAUGACAUACACGCGUUCAUGCAAAUGCGGGAAGCAAGGGCACAAGCUAUGGGCUGCAACUUGUAACAGGAAGAUUUGCGAGCUUAGGCCGUAUGUACGUGGGAGAGGGCGGGAGGCGGGAGCAGGGCGGGGGUAAGCAAGAAUGCCGCAGACACACCCUACCCUUCAAAUUAAAAGAGCUUGACGAGAGCGUUCAGAAUCCGCUUUCAGAAUUUCGAUUAGGGUAUAGGGAGAUAUGAAUGCGGAUGUCACAGAGGGGACAGUCCCAGCACCCGAAGACGCUGAGCCAUCACAUGCUAUCAGGGCCCAACUUGACUCCACCAACCCCGACUCUGCUGCAAACCCUCCCGCGGACAAAGUCCGUGUGACUCCGCGCACAGUGAGUCCUAGCCAAGCCUCAACCCAUACCUAUAGGGAGAUAUGGGCCCUUAAACUUUGAGUCAAAGUCGAGGGUCGCUCGGUCGUCAGUCCCCAGGGUCCCCAAGGUUUCAUGGUGUGCUGGAAACUUUCGUCUGGAUAAGACAGCUGGGCAAGACCAGACCGCUGCCCAAAGCAUGUAAGUAAUGAAGCUUUUGAAGGCUGGGGAACGUCAGGAGCCUACCAGAAGGGGUGAGACGUGUCUCGCCUGACCAGAACGUACGUGCCUCAAGUUGCGGACCGGUGCUUGCGCGCAGGAGGAAAACGCAUGUGUAUGUCCCACGCGUAGGUAGAUCUCGUAGGCAUGCUUUACACAUGGGUGCAACUGAACGGUCACAAGAUGGUCACAACAUGUUGACAACAUGGCUGUGGUCAAGCCGUGGUCCUCCCAUCAAGACGAGCUUCCCGUGUUUACAUGUUGAUACAGCUUGCUGAAAGCAGCCGUUUGACACCUUCCUGGGAGAAAACAGAGGGGAUUUAGGGGGUGUACGGCACGGUACGUGUUGCGUUUUUUCAAGCACGUCAAGGCACAGUUUGGGGGGGGUCGGGAGGUUUUGCACUGGAACUAUUCUUCGUACCCCCCCUUGACCAAACGUUCUAGUUCAUCUUGCGCUGCUGCACGCGCGAAAUACAGCUUUCGGAAACAUGGAAACAACCCCCGUGCAGAUGCAAGAACGGUUAGAGCGCUUUCGACCGGUAGGCCGGAACGCGGCCCAGCAGAAACUGCACGGAAAUGCACGCAAGAUGGCCUUGCUUGCAUUGCUGCAUUCUGCCAGGACAAUAAGACAGUACGCGGUUCGUGGAAGGAAAAAGAAAUGGCAUCUUGAUGGCAUCACCGGCAUCAACCAGUCGGAAACCGAGAAAAGUCAGUCCUGUUGGUCAUGAUGCGCUGCCCACGAUGACCGCCCUUCAUAAGCCAGCCAUUUCCAUUUGAGUUCAUUUGUAAGACGUUGGCAGAGGGGCCUGCCGCCACUAUAUAGUAUUUACUAGGCUCGGUAGAAGAAACAGUGUAGUCUCAGGCACCAGGCGGCAUGCCCGGUUUGCCAGCAGUCCUGUGCAUGGCACUGUGUUGUUCGGCGCUGUUCGGCUUGUCGUUCUCCGAUACUGCUUGCGGCAGGACUAGGGCACAACACACAGCCUUGCUGCCUCUCAAGAUGCACCUCAUAAGCCAGGCAAUUACCAGGGGUGCGGUGUUGCCCUAAGCAUGCCUAGUUGUAGUUGUGAAAGGCCGGCCACUACGGUACACAUUUGCCCCUGGGCACCGUUACCGCAAGGACUGAGGGUGUGGCAGCAAUCUGCGCAAAGGCGCACAAGAAGACUCUGCAGCAUGCCGAUGGCUCGCUAACAAGCGUAAAGUAAAGCAAGGUCGUGGGUCGUGAGCACCUUAAUCCUUGGGCCGAUUUGUGAGAGCGGAGGGGCUUCCGUCUACACGCACUUCCAAACACAUGCUCAGGACAGUGCUUACGACAACCGUAACGCUGGCCGAGCAUCAGGGGUUAUCGCAUGCGACUGGCUGCCCAAGCAACACAUUGGGAGAUGUUGGUGGGAUGCGGUGGUUGCGGUGGCUUACACACCGGCGCCGUACGCUCAGCGAGCCGGGGAGUGGGGGCCGUCGCCUUUACGUCCGUCUCGAC
Messenger RNA from Chlamydomonas reinhardtii, 4999 nucleotides. RefSeq lists its product as uncharacterized. The record is from RefSeq and is a predicted model, not a curated record. The coding region runs from base 705 to 2375 and encodes 556 amino acids. Gene Ontology annotation, cellular component: membrane. Gene Ontology annotation, molecular function: transmembrane transporter activity. Lineage: Eukaryota; Viridiplantae; Chlorophyta; Chlorophyceae; Chlamydomonadales; Chlamydomonadaceae. Gene Ontology annotation, biological process: transmembrane transport. The transcript is spliced from 12 exons.